CUUGUGUUCUUGUACAACGUUCCUGCCGGUGAGGACAAGGUUCCUGCCCUUGAGGACAAGGUUCCUGCCGGUGAGGACAAGGUUCCUGCCGGUAAUGACAAAGUUCCUGCCUGUGAGGACAAGGUUCCUGCCGGUGAGGACAAGGUAGCUGCCGGUGAGGACAAGGUUCCUGGUGGUGAGGACAAGGUGCCUGGCG
Molecule: messenger RNA, 196 nt
Organism: Paramuricea clavata
Lineage: Eukaryota; Metazoa; Cnidaria; Anthozoa; Malacalcyonacea; Plexauridae
Source: the annotation of a GenBank genome assembly